AUGACUAGCUCCGAAUUGAUUUAUCAGUACAAAACGACAUGCAAUAAGCUGAAGAAAAUACAGCGCGUUUUAAUUAAACGCUUUGGACCAAGUGUAUCGGAAGUGUCGGAUGAGUUUGGUGCGCUAGCUAACAGCUUUAACGAAGCAUUCCAACCAGAAUACGCAGCAAAAUGUUACAUCGGCCAGAGCAAAUGUGAGAAACUUAUCGGCAACGAUAUGGGUGAGGUAGAUGCCCUGCUCCGAGCCGCACGAUCCUUCCGUACCGCUCACGAUAAGCAGGAGCGAAUGCGAGUCGCGAACAUCUCGCAUGCAUAUCACGAAGGGGCCUUUCGAUGCUACACACAGGCGCUUUCCCGGCUGCCGGACAAAUCGGUUAUUGGGGCGGCCAUCAUCAGAGAGCUGAAGGAAAUCCAUCCGAACGUGGAACUGACGAGCGACUUCAGCUCACCGUGCCAUCGGAUUUGGGAUCUGGAACAGUCGGCAGAGGAAAAUCUAACGGCACGUGAUUAUGUCGGUGCAUUCGAGAAAUUGUCGGAAAUUUACGACGAUGUUACCGAGCGAAAGUGUGAAUCGCUCUACCAGGACGUGAUGAAACGGAUCGAAAUAUCUCGGCUGCUUCUGCUAUGUUUGCUGCAACUGCCACCGUCUGUGCGUUACGAUCACAAAUUUAUCGAACGGUACUCAACCAUCGGUGACGGUGGUCAACGAGAAUCGAGUCCCGACCGAGCACGGCUGCCGGAUGAUCUUGUGUUUCUUCUGCAGUCACUGGUCGUUUCCUGCCAGGCAAAGGAUAUCGAAUCGCUAACGGCUGUCCGCGAUGAGCUAUGCCAAAGGCAGGAUCUGACCCACUCACAGCAAGCUCUUCUGAAGGAAGUGGUCGCAAAGUAUAGUAAAUGA
Molecule: messenger RNA, 897 nt
Organism: Anopheles marshallii
Lineage: Eukaryota; Metazoa; Arthropoda; Insecta; Diptera; Culicidae
Gene: Hap40
Exons: 2
Coding region: 1-897 (298 amino acids)
Biological process (GO): vesicle cytoskeletal trafficking
Cellular component (GO): early endosome
Source: RefSeq, a predicted model, not a curated record